Messenger RNA from Erythranthe guttata (spotted monkey flower), 915 nucleotides. RefSeq names its product transcriptional coactivator p15 (PC4) family protein (KELP) (gene KELP). Gene Ontology annotation, molecular function: DNA binding; transcription coactivator activity. NCBI's taxonomy places the organism in Eukaryota, Viridiplantae, Streptophyta, Magnoliopsida, Lamiales, Phrymaceae. Gene Ontology annotation, biological process: positive regulation of transcription initiation by RNA polymerase II. The record is from RefSeq and is a predicted model, not a curated record.
UUCGUCAGAUUUCCACUCCACAACACGUGGCUAAAAAAAAUCAUUUACCAUUUUUGCUUCUUCCUCUCACCUCUUCCCCAAAUCCCAUAAACCCUAAACUCGCAAUUUUCCUUAACAGUAAGAAAUUGACUGUUUUUCCUUACCGAAAAUAGCGUAAAAAUUGCAAUUCGCAGCCAAAAAGGGUAAAAAAAAAAAAAAAAAAAAGAGAGGAGAAAUGGACAAAGAAACCCUAAGCAAAAUCGAGGAGACGGUGUUGGAAAUUCUCAAGGAUUCAAACAUGGACAAAACGACGGAGUUUCAGAUCCGGAAGUACGCAUCUCAGAAGCUGGGAAUUGACCUCUCCGAACCUGCCCUGAAGAAGUUCGUCAGAGAGAUUGUCGAGUCGUACCUCAGGGUACAACAGGCUAAAGCGGAGGCGGCGGAGGUGGAGGAGGAGGAGGAAGAGGAUCCGCCGGAGAAGGAGGAGGAGGAAGAAAAUAACAAUGGGAAGAAAGGCGCCAGAGAGUACGAUGAUGAGGGUGGCAUCAUUAUUUGCCGCUUAAACGAUAAGAGAAGGGUUACAUUGUCUGAGUUUAAAGGGAAGACUUAUUUGUCAAUUAGGGAGUAUUACAAGAGAGAUGGCAAAGAGCUUCCGUCGGCUAAAGGAAUAAGCUUGACAACUGACCAGUGGGGGUCGUUCAAGAAUAAUAUACCUGCGAUAGAAGACGCCAUCAAGACAAUGGAAUCUAGGUUACUGUAAUAGAACCGGUUUAAGAUUCUGUAAUGAUGCUUCUUUUGAUGCCCUUUCUCCGACUUGUAUUGUUUAUAGUCUUUUUGAUUUUUCGGGAUAUAUAUUUGGUUCUACUGAGAUUCUCUGUAAUGUUGUUGACUUAAAAAGUUGCAAACUUGUUAGAAUGGAGAAGUUCUUGAAAAGUA